AUGAGGCCUCUAGUGCUGCUGUGGGGCUGCCUGGUGCUCCCAGGUUAUGAAGCCCUGAAGGGCCCAAAGGAGAUCAGUGGGUUUGAAGGUGACACUGUGUCCCUGGAGUGUACCUAUGAGAAGAAGAUGGAGAGGUACAGGAAGUAUUGGUGCCGGCAGGGUGGCAUUCUGUUGCCCCGAUGCAGUGACAUUAUCUACACAAGUCAGGACCAGGAGGUGACUCAAGGCAUGAUGUCCAUCCUAGACAGCCCCCAAGAGCUCUCCAUGACCGUGACCAUGAGGGACCUUACCCUGAAGGAUUCAGGGAAGUACUGGUGCGGGAUUGACAGACUGGGCCUCGAUGAGUCUUUUGAGGUCACGCUCAUUGUCUUUCCAGGAAAAAGGGACAGUCCUGUCCCUGCUGGCACCUGCUGUCCUUCUUCCCCCACCCCCUCCUUCCAGCCUCUUACACCUACCUGGAGUCCGCAGCCCAAGGCAAAGGCCUGGCAGACUCAGCUCCCAGAACUGACUUCUUCCGGUCUCCACCCGACAGUCGUCACGGCCAAACAGGGGAAGACAGGGGUCAAAGCCCCUGUAUUCACCGAGGCGGCCCCAGCCUGGUCUACAGGAACUUCCCAGGGUCCCUCAGGAAUCUCUCCAUAUGCUGGGCACUCUCCUCACACAGCAACCCCAACCCGAUCUGCAGGAACCUCCCAGGUUCCCCCAGGAAUCUCUCCAUAUGCAGGGAGGUCUCCUCACACAGCGACCUCUCCUCAUGCAGGGAGCUCCCGCCCAGUCAUCUGGCUGCCCCUCACCACAACAAAGGACUCCAGGGCUGCAACCAGCAGCAUCUCCAAGCCCAGUGUGUCCAUCCCAAUGGUCCGCAUGAUGGCUCCAGUCCUGGUACUCUUGUCUCUGCUGCUGGCUGCAGGACUAAUUGCCUUUGGCAGCCACAUGCUCCGGUGGAGAAAUAAAGUUUGGCUGGCCACACAGACACAGAAAAACAAGAAGGUCUACCUUGAAACCUCGCCGCCGAGGAAUGGCUGGACCCCUGAAGACUUGACGGUAGACCUUGCCGUGUCUCCCGAACGUCUCAGAAACCCCAACCCUUCUGCUGUGCCUUCUCCUGAGUCACAGAGCCUCAGCCAGUCUACAGAGGAAGAGGCAGCCCGCUCCCUGGACGCCAUGGACGUCAUGGCACCACCUCCCCUGCAAAUGUCUACGGAGGAACUGGCCUUCUCCGAGUUCAUCUCUGUGUAACUGCAGAAUGCCCCAUGGUCGGUCAGGCACUGUAAAGCUGGACGGCUGAGUUCGCAUGGAUUCUCCGGCUCUACUCACAGUUCAUGGCUCUAUCCACCUUCCUUCCGCCUCCCUUGCAUACCCCAGAUGGAGAAGUGUCUGUGGACCCUGGAGCCCAGGAUGGUACUUAACAAUUCCAGCCAGAGGCUGGAACCUCCCCGCAUAUCCUAGUCCCCGGGAAGAGUCACUGGGUGCAGGCCUUCAGCAGGGCCUGGCAAGCUCCACAGAUGAGGGCUGAGUUUGUGUGUGUUCCGGGAAAUGCCCUGGGCAUGGGUACCUAGCCUAGCAGUCCUGCCUCCCAUCCUCAGCAGAUCCCACCUUCGCCUCGCUCCAAUUCUCCUACAUCAGGUGCUAUGGAGGAGACACCAUAUGUGUGUCUAUGAAACACCUGCAUCCUGGCCCUUUAGAAAAUAAUUAAAACAAAAUUCUGCAGACCCAUCAAGACUCACCCAAACAAUCCCUAGGUCAGGGCCCAGGACUCCAUAGUUCUGACAAGUGACCCAGCGUUUCCCACACUUAGGCCUGAUGGAUUCUCAGCCCCUUUUAGCUAGAGUCUUCCUUCCUUCCUUCCUUCCUUCACUGUGGGGUCUCCUAUAUGCUCCCUAGACCUCUGAUCAUGACACCAUGGUCCCAGGAGGAGCUUCCUGAUGCCUCCCUGGUCAGGCACACUAUGGUGACAGCCAGCCCAAGGCAGCCAGGGAUCAGCUGUCUUCCCAUUCUCCUUCCCCAAGGCCCUGUAUCCCUCGCUUUGGGAAGACAUUGGAAGAAGACUCCUUAUCAUUCCUGUCCAGAAGGGUUACUCCUGCAUGGGGUCUGGAGGCUGGAGGAGAGGAAGAGGGGAAAACCAGAGUGGGCAGGGAGGAGGGAGGGGGCAGAAAGACAUUAGACUCUACCUACUAGAGGAGAACACUAAAUCCAGGCCUGCUGAGUGGGAGAAAGGCAGGAAUAUAAGACAGAAGUAUAGGGAGAAUACAAGAGAAGGGAGGGACGAUGUUUUUAGGACCAUAUAUAGCCUCAGCAAGCCCUGUUGACAGCUCUGACUGAGCUUGCAGGAUCCUCCCCUUGCCUUCUUGUAUUUGCAGAUGCUCUUGUAUUUACAGAGGGGUCAUCUCACUGCACACUGCACAUCCCAUGCUCUCAUCACAAGCAACCCUCCAUGCCCUACAGACUUUGUACAAUAAACUUUCCCAGCUGUG
This is a messenger RNA of Arvicanthis niloticus (Nile rat), 2474 nucleotides long. RefSeq names its product CD300 molecule like family member g (gene Cd300lg). NCBI's taxonomy places the organism in Eukaryota, Metazoa, Chordata, Mammalia, Rodentia, Muridae. Gene Ontology annotation, cellular component: plasma membrane. Gene Ontology annotation, molecular function: transmembrane signaling receptor activity. The record is from RefSeq and is a predicted model, not a curated record.